AUUGUAUUUAGUAAACAGAUGUGUGUAAAUUCAGAUACGGGUCGUAAUCGAAAAAUAGUUCAUUGGGCUCAGUAAAUAGUUAUAUAUUUUCAAUUUAUUUGCAAACCAUAAUAAAUUCACCCAAAAUGCCGCCUACAAAAAUCGAAAGUAAUCCGAUCGAGAAGAUCGCUACGAAUCGCUCGAUGUUAUCUGUAAAUCCCGAGUUGCGCAGCCUUAUCGUGGAGCUGAUGCUGCCGCGGAUUGAGAAUCUGCGUAAAAUAGUCUCCACGCGUUUUGUAUCUGAGGCGGAGGCUGCAAAUGACACAGACGCUGCCGAAGAUUGGUGGCCAGAUUACAGCAUCUAUUCGCACUUGCAUUACAUGACCGAAAUGAAUGGUCUGCUGCAUCUAAUGAUAAAUAGCUUGAGAGGCAUGACGGAUGAGCUGCUAACCAUUGGGGUCAAGUUUCAAGCCUUUGUUUUUGACAACUUCAAGCCACAUCAAACUGCCAAGGAACAAGUCGAGGCAAAUCCAGCUGAAGAGAAGCAGAAAAUCUUGAACCGUUAUCUCUUGGCUCAAAGCUUGAUCAAGGAUAUGGUAACCUUUGUGACCUGCUGCAGUCGCAAGUGCAGCAAGCUUUUGACACAGCGCAAAGACUACUUUGAACGAGCCUCAGAGACCAAGGACAUGGAGGAUCGAAUACGCUUGAAAAUCUUCGAUGAGCGCAGCUUUAGUCAGAUGCAUCGCCGCAUGGUUAGCUUGAAGAGCUUUGUAGAGGACUUUUGCAAUUUAUUUGAGUCUGAUCAGAGUCCGUCAGAUCAGCAGGAAACCUCUGUCGUUUCCCCAGCCAAAGAAAUAUCCACGUAAAGCUGUCUCGUUUUGUUAGAUGGAUGUUAUUAGCCCGUUUCUUUGUUCUAGCUUGCCCGAGUCAACCAAAACGAACACACACACACAGACACACAGAAACAGAAACAGCAGCAACACACAUGCCACUUGCCACAUGCCACAUGCAUAUACACAUGAAGGCUUCAUUUGAGAGGGUUGUAAUAAAGAGUCCACCCCCUGUGAA
This is a messenger RNA of Drosophila hydei, 1047 nucleotides long. RefSeq lists its product as uncharacterized. The transcript has 2 exons. The record is from RefSeq and is a predicted model, not a curated record. The coding region runs from base 126 to 845 and encodes 239 amino acids. NCBI's taxonomy places the organism in Eukaryota, Metazoa, Arthropoda, Insecta, Diptera, Drosophilidae.